Gastrolobium bilobum is the source of this 1685-nucleotide messenger RNA. RefSeq names its product protein trichome birefringence-like 19. The transcript has 5 exons. Gene Ontology annotation, cellular component: Golgi apparatus. Gene Ontology annotation, molecular function: O-acetyltransferase activity. The coding region runs from base 1 to 1596 and encodes 531 amino acids. The record is from RefSeq and is a predicted model, not a curated record. NCBI's taxonomy places the organism in Eukaryota, Viridiplantae, Streptophyta, Magnoliopsida, Fabales, Fabaceae.
AUGGACCAUAGAAAUGCAAAGAGAGCUUCUGUGAGGACCGUCGGUGGACAGAGAGUUGGCGGUAAGACUGCAGGCACAAUUACACCAAAUCGCCCGGUUGAAACAUGUGAGUCUAUGGCUUCGGGGGGACUAGAUCCCAAUGAGUACUUCAAGAGACACUGUGGUGGACGAUCAACCCCAACAGUUUUGAAAGAAAUUGUUGUUGCUUUGAAGAUUGAAUCACCUGAUUCAUCAGGUGGUGUAAACUCUUAUGCUUCGAUUGCAGCACAGUUUAAGAGACCAGGACCAGAGAUCUUCACUAUAAUUGCUACUAUAAACAGCUUCAGAGCAGAGAGUUUACAAGUUCAGGCCAUGAUCACAGCCAUGAAGCUUGAGUUCAUUGAGCUUUUCAAAUGUAAGUAUGCAGCGAGAAACAUUUCCAAAGGUGUGUUCCUAUUACCACUCACUCUGCUUAUCAUUGUGGUGCUCCUUCCUCUGAUCAUGAAGUUAAAUAAAUCAUCUUCUAAGAUAUAUGCCAGCAGUUUGGAAACCACAGAAACAAGGAGAUGCAACAUAUUCUCUGGAAACUGGGUUCCUUAUCCCAAAGGACCUUACUAUGAUAAUGGAACCUGCCCUUUCAUAUCUGACAAGCAGAACUGUUUCAUUCAUGGUAGACCUGACAGAGACUUCCUCAAAUGGAGAUGGAAACCUCAUGAAUGUGAACUUCCGCUAUUUGAUGCAUCUCUAUUCUUGAAGCUUGUUCGGGGAAAGUCAAUGGCCUUUGUUGGGGACUCAGUUGGGAGAAAUCAGAUGGAAUCAUUGUUGUGCCUCUUAAACAGUGUUACUCAUCCUGAGGAUAUUACAGCCAGAUAUACAUCGAAGGCCGACAUAUAUUUCAAAUGGUGGUUAUAUGCUGAUUAUAAUUUUACUCUUACAUUAUUGUGGUCUCCUUUUCUAGUAAAUUCCACUAAAACUUAUCUAAAUGAUAGUUCCUUCUACAACUCCGAGAACCUUUAUCUAGACGAGGCAGAUAAAGCUUGGACUAGUCAAAUUGAAAAUUUUGACUACGUAAUUUUCUCUGGGGGACAGUGGUUCUUCCGACCAUUAACAUUCUACGAAAAUGGUGAAGUUGUUGGAUGUCAAAAGUGCCCCAACAUGACAGAGCUUGACUUCUAUGGAUACAGGAAUGCAUUUCGAACAGCUUUGAGAACAAUUGGAAAUCUUAAAGGGUUCAAGGGGUUGACAUUUUUGGUGACACAUUCUCCAAACCACUUUGAGAAUGGGGUGUGGAAUAAAGGUGGGGGUUGUAAUAGAACACAGCCCGUUACAAGUAUGGAAGAAAAAACAAAGGUGCAUCCAUAUGGUUUAGAAAAAUUACAUGAGAUACAAAAGGAGGAAUUUACAGAAGCAGAGAAGGAAGCGAGAAAGAAGGGUUUGCACUUUGGUUUGAUAGAUAUAACAGAUGCAAUGCUGAUGAGGCCCGAUGGACAUCCUCAUAAAUAUGGUCAUUCGUUAGAUAAAAAUGUGAGCGUCAACGACUGUGUUCACUGGUGCAUGCCAGGCCCUAUUGAUACAUGGAAUGAGUUUUUACUCUACAUGAUGAAAACGGAAAGGUAAUAAUUAAUCUUCUCAGUUUAACUUCAAAAUGUAUUAUAGUUACGUAGUGUGAUCUGUAUUUUGAAUUGUUUGGGAUGAUUUUGACUCCA